GCACGUGUGUGUGUGUGUGUGUGCACGCGUGUAGAGUGUUUGUAUUGUGUGAUCCUCGUCUGGAAUACAAAAGGACCUCUUCACAGGUUGAGUGGAGGCUCACACUGAUGCUUGUGCAGGAUUCCCUUUCUUCUUCCAGCAACUUACCUCAGGCAUGAAGACCUGCAUAGUAUUUAUUUUCCUACUGGCUCCAGCAUUCCCUUUAUCUGUCGAAAAUAAUCAUCAUGGAAAACAUAGGACUUCCCACAAGGCCAAAGAAAAGGACAUUGCCGUUGAGGAGGCCAACAAGGCACCAGUCUUACCCACGUUAGUGACUGUUGAAGCCAGAAAUCAGGAGCAGGAAGAAGGGGAAGCGAGCGCAGAAGACAACGCUAACGCCGAGAAAAAGAACAGCAAAUUUGAAAUGACAAAGGAUAAAAGCGAGGCGGUUCUAUUGAGUCAGGAGGAACUUAAUGACCUUCUCCAGAAGGAAACAGCAGAAGAAGAAGAGAUGAAUGAAGAAGGGACCACAGGUGUAGAUGAAGAGGAGUUCAGACAAACAGCGGAAGUGCAAGAAGAAAAGUUGGAAAUGAAGCAAGAGGAGCGUGUCCAAAACAAGAGUGUAGGAGGUGGUGAAAUGUUGAUGAAUGAACACAAAGAGUCAGAAGAUGAGAUGAAACUCAAGGAACAUGAAGAAGAAGCUACUGGAGAAGAAAAUGCUGCUUUGUUAGAAGAAUCUGAAGGCAGCACAGAGUCCAAGAUACUGUCCAGUCUUGACUAUGCUGGUGACAGCGCAAUUGUGCCACCACUACAGCUAAUGCUAGCCAAAGUGCAAGCCCUCAGAGAUGACGUAAAGCCUGUUUCUAGAUCAGAUAACAAAGAGGAUAAAUACGAUGGCGGAGUUAUAAAUGAUGAUGUGAUGCAAAACACAGAAGGGGCAGAAUACCAUGGAGCAGCAAGUCGGGAUCAAAUUCAAGACAACAAAGCCAAAGACUCAGAGACAAAGCUGGCUGGAAAGGAUGAGGAGAAGAGUGAGGAUGAGAGUGGAAAUAAUGCCAAGGGAAAGACAAGGAGACCAAAGAAGAACCAAAGUGCAAGGAAACACUCGCCGCAAACGGAGGAAAAACUAGAUGAGCAGGAGCAGAACCAAGAGGUGCCUCAGGAGAUGCAGGGAGGACACGAUAACAGCACAGCCCAGAAGGCAAAGAGGAGAAGAGCAGGACAAUGGGGCCCUUUAGUAGGUGUGAACCCAGUGCAGAUAAGGGCCAAAGUGGAUCUCUACCCGAGUGCCAGGCCCUCACCUCCCCCAGAAGCCCCUCCUGAUCCAUGCGAUAACUUCCGCUGCAAGCGUGGAAAAAUGUGUAAACUUGAUAAAGAUAAUAAGCCAAAUUGUGUAUGCCAGGAACCUUCGGAAUGUCCCUCCAGUCUGAAUGAUUUUGAUCAUGUUUGUGGGACAGACAACAAGACGUACAACACAUCGUGUGAACUCUUUGCCACUAAAUGCAAUCUGGAAGGCACCAAAAGGGGACACAGACUUCAUCUGGACUACACAGGACCAUGCAAAUUGAUACCGCCAUGUGUGGACACAGAACUGGUCCAGUUCCCGCUGCGAAUGAGGGAUUGGCUGAAAAAUGUGCUGCUGCAGCUUUAUGAACACGACUCCGUGUCCCCCGGCUACCUCACCUCCAAGCAGCGAUUCAGAGUGAAGAAAAUCUUUGAGAGCGAGAGACGUCUUCGUGCUGGUAAUCACUCUGCCGAGCUACUGGCUCAAGACUUUGAGAAGAACUACAACAUGUACAUCUACCCAGUGCACUGGCAAUUUGCUCAACUGGACCAGCACCCCUCUGACAGAGUCUUGUCCCAUUCAGAACUGGCCCCGCUCCGGGUCCCUCUGGUCCCCAUGGAGCACUGCACCUCUCGCUUCUUCCAGGAGUGUGAUGCUGACAAGGACAAGCAGGUGACCCUUACAGAGUGGACCUCCUGUUUUGGCAUCAAGAAUAAUGACAUUGAUGUCAACCUUCUGUUCUAAGCCUCACUUUGUAGCUCAUUGACAGCGUCACCACAUGACAUAUGCUCCAACACAUCUUUUCUUUUAGCCAAGCAAUCCAUGAAUGAGGGGUCGGGCUAAUCUCUUAAUUUUUCUCAAAUUCUAAAUUUUUACCUGAUUUAUCUUAAUUCAUAUACAGUAUGUUGGACAAAUGCAGACUUCAACUGUGUGGGCAAAGUUUGGGGAAGCAAUGACUCUGCUUCAGUGCAGAACAGAGAUAGUGGAUCAGUGUUUAAAUUAAUGGACAAAAAUGAGCACAGUUACACUUCAACAUCUUGUAGAAAGCUGUUAUAGAUGCAAAGUGAGGUCCAUUUUUACUUCUUGUAUAUGUAACGACCGGGUCUGCUAAUACAUUACAUCUGAGAACAACAUGCUUUAUUUUAUUUUCUACAUUUUGAUACGAUGCUGUAUUUUAGAAGCCACUGCUAGAAAUCAUUUUGAAAGUUAGAGUUAAACCUGUUUAUUUAUGCUUUCCAAGCUGGGUAAACAUUUAGUGGAGAAUGCGUUGCACAGUACACUGUCGCAGGCUUCAUAAUUACUGUAAUUGCCGUUGAAUAAAUAGAUCCUUUGCAGCGUCCGGUAGCUUGGAAAAUUGCUUCUGAACUAUGUGUUACUUACCCUACCUUAGAAGGUGUUUGUGUUUGCACCCUGUGUCAUUAAAAGCUGAAUGGAACACACA
This is a messenger RNA of Phyllopteryx taeniolatus (common seadragon), 2705 nucleotides long. RefSeq names its product SPARC-like 1 (gene sparcl1). The transcript has 11 exons. Bases 155 to 2008 code for a protein of 617 amino acids. The record is from RefSeq and is a predicted model, not a curated record. Lineage: Eukaryota; Metazoa; Chordata; Actinopteri; Syngnathiformes; Syngnathidae. Gene Ontology annotation, biological process: anatomical structure development. Gene Ontology annotation, molecular function: protein binding; calcium ion binding; collagen binding.